UUUCAUGUACAAUAAAAUCACAAAACUAUGUACACCAGGAUCUGGUGUGAGUACGUCCCAGCUGCCGCCUAGUGCUAAAGAGGGGGACCUCUUUGUGACUGACAGCUGUGACAGUUACCCAGAAUUCAGGUACAAUUGGGGUUCACUGUUCCCAUCAACUUUCUAGAAAAUGACAUUUUAAAAACAAAUUCAAUUCAAUUAAAAAUGAUCGUUCCCUUUUGAGAGGCACAAAAUCACAGGAUCUUGUUUACAAUUAUAAUUUGGUCGAUCAGAAAUGAAUUAAGUGCUAGUUACCAUGCCAAGGAAUUAGAAUGUUUAGAAAUGUAGUCAAAGAGAGAAGAAGAUUGAGAAAGUUAGAUGACGACAGAACAAUGUUUAUAAAGCUAGAUGAAGACCGAGGAAUGUUUAGAAAUGUAGAUAACGACAGAAGAAUGUUUAGAAAUGUAGAUGACGAAAGAGGAAUGUUUAGAAACGUAGAUAACGACAGAAGAAUGUUUAGAAAUGUAGAUGACGAAAGAGAAAUGUUUAGAAACGUAGAUAACGACAGAAGAAUGUUUAGAAAACUAAAUGAUGAUGAUUGAGUCCUAUUAUAGCGGGUUAUGUGUCCUUGUUAUUUUAGCAUGUUCACAGCGCUCUGAUGUUCUAAAAUCUAUUCAAAGAAAAAUGGGUUUAAAUGGUUCUUAAAUAAUUUUGUAUAAUUUAAAGAUUGAGUCUAAAUGCCCCACAAUUUAGGCGCAAUAGCUUCAAAAGAGCGCACUCCGUAUGACUUCUGUUUUCUUUGACACUGGGACCUCUCAGUAAGGACUUUGUUGAAGAGCGCAAGUUCUGUAUGGAUACAUUUUUAGAAAUCAGUUUUUGAAGUUAUACAGACCGAUAGAUGACGACCAAAGAUACUUACAAUUUUAAAUUGGAAAGUCACCUAUUUUAAAUGUGCUUAAUUUUAAACGUUUUUCAGCUUAAAAAAUAAAACAGAUUGAUGAUAAUUCGAAAAUGAUAUUUUGAUUACAAGAUAUCUCAUAUAAUCUCAUAUUUUUUAACUUUCAUUCUCAUAUUUUGAACUCCCAUACUCAUGUUUUAAACUCCCAUUCUCAUGUCCUGAGAUUCAUUCCACUGUCUUGAAACUCAUUCUACUGUCUUGAAACUCAUUCUACUGUAUUGAAACCUAUUCUACUGUCUUGAAACUCAUUCUACUGUCUUUAAACUCAUUAUGCUGUCUUGAAACUCAUUCUACUGUCUUUAAACUCAUUAUGCUGUCUUGAAACUCAUUCUAAUGUAUUGAAACCUAUUCUACUGUCUUUAAACUCAUUCUACUGUCUUUAAACUCAUUAUGCUGUCUUGAAACUCAUUCUACUGUCUUUAAACUCAUUAUGCUGUCUUGAAACUCAUUCUACUGUCUUUAAACUCAUUAUGCUGUCUUGAAACUCAUUCUACUGUCUUUAAACUCAUUAUGCUGUCUUGAAACUCAUUCUACUGUCUUGAAACUCAUUCUACUGUCUUGAAACUCAUUCUACUGUAUUGAAACCUAUUCUACUGUCUUGAAACUCAUUCUACUGUCUUUAAACUCAUUAUGCUGUCUUGAAACUCAUUCUACUGUCUUUAAACUCAUUAUGCUGUCUUGAAACUCAUUCUACUGUAUUGAAACCUAUUCUACUGUCUUGAAACUCAUUCUAAAGUCUUGAAACAAAUUCUAAUGUCUUGAAACUCAUUCUACUGUCUUGAAACUCAUUCUAAAGUCUUGAAACAAAUUCUAAUGUCUUGAAACUCAUUCUACUGUCUUGAAACUCAUUCUAAAGUCUUGAAACAAAUUCUAAUGUCUUGAAACUCAUUCUAAUGGGUUAGAUUCUCAAUUUUAUUCAGCCUUUCUUUUUUAAGUCGAUGUUUUUCCUACAUUAAUAUCAAUCAUUUCAGCACACGUUCCUACAUUAAUAUCAAUCAUUUCACCACACUCUCCUACAUUAAUAUCAAUCAUUUCAGCACACGUUCCUACAUUAAUAUCAAUCAUUUCACCACACUCUCCUACAUUAAUAUCAAUCAUUUCAGCACACUUUCCUACAUUAAUAUCUAUCAUUUCAGCACACUUUCCUACAUUAAUAUCAAUCAUUUCAGCACACUUCACUACAUUAAUAUCAAUCAUUUCAGCACACGUUCCUACAUUAAUAUCAAUCAUUUCAGCACACUCUCCUACAUUAAUAUCAAUCAUUUCAGCACACUUUACUACAUUAAUAUCAAUCAUUUCAGCACACGUUCCUACAUUAAUAUCAAUCAUUUCAGCACACUCUCCUACAUUAAUAUCAAUCAUUUCACCACACUCUCCUACAUUAAUAUCAAUCAUUUCAGCACACGUUCUUACAUUAAUAUCAAUCAUUUCAGCACACUUUACUACAUUAAUAUCAAUCAUUUCAGCACACGUUCUUACAUUAAUAUCAAUCAUUUCAGCACACGUUCUUACAUUAAUAUCAAUCAUUUCAGCACACGUUCUUACAUUAAUAUCAAUCAUUUCAGCACACGUUCCUACAUUAAUAUCAAUCAUUUCAGCACACUUUACUACAUUAAUAUCAAUCAUUUCAGCACACGUUCUUACAUUAAUAUCAAUCAUUUCAGCACACGUUCCUACAUUAAUAUCAAUCAUUUCAGCACACUUUACUACAUUAAUAUCAAUCAUUUCAGCACACGUUCUUACAUUAAUAUCAAUCAUUUCAGCACACGUUCCUACAUUAAUAUCAAUCAUUUCAGCACACGUUCCUACAUUAAUAUCAAUCAUUUCAGCACACUCUCCUACAUUAAUAUCAAUCAUUUCACCACACUCUCCUACAUUAAUAUCAAUCAUUUCAGCACACGUUCCUACAUUAAUAUCAAUCAUUUCAGCACACUCUCCUACAUUAAUAUCAAUCAUUUCAGCACACGUUUCUACAUUAAUAUCAAUCAUUUCAGCACACUCUCCUACAUUAAUAUCAAUCAUUUCACCACACUCUCCUACAUUAAUAUCAAUCAUUUCAGCACACGUUCCUACAUUAAUAUCAAUCAUUUCAGCACACGUUCCUAAAUUAAUAUCAAUCAUUUCACCACACUCUCCUACAUUAAUAUCAAUCAUUUCAGCACACGUUCCUACAUUAAUAUCAAUCAUUACAGCACACAUUCCUAAAUUAAUAUCAAUCAUUUCAGCACACUUUCCUACAACAUGACGACCAGCUUUGCUGUCCAUUUUCCCGCCCCUGUCAACUAUGCACAAGCUGCUGUGACGUGUCAGUGUCUGGACUCACAUCUUUACGUUGCCAAAACACGGGAGAAAAGCGCCCUCUUCUCUAACCUCUCCGUGACAUGCACUUGGCUUGGGUUGGACGACCGUGACGCUGAGGGUCAGUUUGUGUGGUCAGAUGACCAUCAGCCUAUUGACCCACUGACGUUGCAGAUGUUGUUUUAUCCUAACAGCCCUGAUGACCACAUGGGUCGACAAGACUGCGUAAUGGGAUGUGGCCAGGCCUUGGACGACCAUUUCUGUGAAUCUGAAUUUUCAUUUAUUUGUGAGAAAUCAAACUCUCUUUGCCGAGAGGGCUAA
This is a messenger RNA of Lymnaea stagnalis (great pond snail), 3556 nucleotides long. The record is from the annotation of a GenBank genome assembly. NCBI's taxonomy places the organism in Eukaryota, Metazoa, Mollusca, Gastropoda, Lymnaeidae.